Trichoderma virens Gv29-8 is the source of this 1659-nucleotide messenger RNA. RefSeq lists its product as uncharacterized. The record is from RefSeq and is a predicted model, not a curated record. The transcript is spliced from 2 exons. The coding region runs from base 1 to 1659 and encodes 552 amino acids. Gene Ontology annotation, cellular component: membrane. NCBI's taxonomy places the organism in Eukaryota, Fungi, Ascomycota, Sordariomycetes, Hypocreales, Hypocreaceae.
AUGUGGCCGUUCUCGUCCUCGUCCUGCGACCAAGAUGCCUGCGUUCCUCCCAGUCCGCACGCCGUGACGACCGCCGCUCUGCUGUCAGCGCUGCCCUUUGCCGCCGUCUUUAUGGCCGCCAAUGCCGUCGCAGUGCGCCUCAUCUUCCCCAAGCUGAGCCGCGCGGCGCAAGACGAUGCCCGCGAUGGCGACGACCACGUUCUACCGGCCCAUGCCCCGGCGGCGUUGCGGCAGGUACACGCUGAGCAUGGCAGCAAGAGCUGGAGACGGCGAGGUGCGGCGUGGGCUUUUGGCACGACGGUCGGGCUGGCGGCGACGCUGGGCGCGCUCAUCAUGGCUGAGAUUGUCGAGGCGGUCGAUCCGGCGGCGCGGAACCUGGCGCUGAGGGUUACGGUACCGGCGCUGCUGUUUAUGCUGGUAGUGCUUAUUCCGUGGCUCGAGUGCCGUAGCGUCGUAUCCAGCGCCGGCUGGAGCUUCCAGAGGACGGCCAAGGGCAAGCUUCCGCGCGUGGCCCUGGGACUACAGGCAGCGCUGUUUGGCGGCUGGCUAUUUCUCUUUUGGUCCAUGGGCAGCGUCGUGCCGCGGGCCGAGAUAUUGCUGCGCUGGAACACGAGAGGCAUCAUGGGUGAAGAUCUGACGAGGGCGUGUUUGGAACGUAUCGGUGUGGUGGGCAUCUCACUCAUGGCGCUGCUCUCGGGCUUUGGAUCCGUGUCGGCGCCCUGGCACACGUUUUCUCGCUCCGAGACCAGGCGGAGGCCAUUGACUGAGGCCGACGUCAACCGCAAGCAAACAGGGCUGGACGCAACGAGCGAGAUGCUGGCAACGAAACGACACCGUCUGCAGUAUCUGGAGCGCAAGAUUGGACAGGAGGCAGCUAAGAAGGGCAAGACUGGCGGUGGACUGGUCGGGAUGGUCAUGGGAUCGAUCCGCGGGGCGUCGGGUGAGGAGGCCGAGAUUCAGACACUCAAGAUGGAGAUUGCCGGGCUCGAGGCCAUGGAGGCCAAUCUCUCGUCCAACUUGGUGCUGAUGAAGAGCCAGCGCGCCGCCUCGGCCCGGGCUUCGACAGCUCUCGGCCGCAUCCUGCUCGUGCCAUCGUACAUCUUCAGUGCCUACUGCGUGUACCGUAUCCUAGCGACAUCAUUGACGACUCUCCGGAGAGCAUCUUCUCCAUCGGCAAGUUUUGCAAGCAGUGACCCCAUCAAUCGCUUCCUGGGACUCCUGGCCAGGCACUGGGACCCGAAGCUCGACCAGAUGGCUUGGGCACGCAUCAUCAGCUUUGCGCUCAGCGGCGUCAUCCUCGUGGCCAGCGCAAACAGCGCCAUCCAGACGUUCCACCUGUUUGCCAAAUGGACUCCCGGAUUGCUACGGCACGCGCAGGCGAAUCUCGCUCUGGCGGUCGGACAGGUGGCAGCGACAUAUGUCAUCUCGGCGAGCCUGCUUCUCCGCAGCCAGCUCCCCAGCGAGGCGAGAUCUGCCGUCGGGGGCGUCCUGAGGGGAGCGUUGACGCCGGCGUUUGUGGACGGCUGGUUUGAGGGCUGGUUUCUCCUGGGUAGCGUGGUGACGGGCGUGGGGAUAUUCGUUGGCGGCAAGAUUGGGAGUGUGGGGGAGGCUGAUUGGGAUGAUUAUGGGAUGGAGGAGAUGGGGGCCAAGAGGUCGUGA